ACUUCUUCUAGUUUAUCACUGCUUUCCAGAUGUCCUUUUAAACGGCACCAGACGUUGGUGUUUAUGCCUUCCGCUAAGAAGCGUUGCUGGAAAGCCGUCAGAAGAAGCGAGUCGCCAGUUACUCUCCCGCAGCUAUUAAGAUUCAAUCAUGAGGAAGCUUUGGCAAGUGGUUUUUCUGAUCUCCCUGAUUUCAACCAUUACUUCUGGCACCAACCCUGGCAUGAAGGGCCUGGUGACGCAGCGAGCAAUUGACUAUGCAAUACAGGUGGGAAAAGAUAUUGCACAAAGAGAACUGCAGAGUUUGGAUAUUCCAGAUGUAAGUGGAAGUGCUUCCAUAGAUCCAAUUGGAAAUGUCUACUAUGAACUUCAAGGUAUGAGAAUCACCAGCUUCAGCCUCUCGGACCCCGUUGUUUUAUUUGACGAAGGAGUGGGUAUGCAGAUUGGAAUUGAUGUGCUGGACAUCGAAACCAGUGGAUACUGGCAUGUCAAGUAUCUCUUCAUAAGUGACAGUGGAUCUUUUGACUUGAUGGCAAAAAAUAUUGUUCUGUCUGUUGUGGUGCAGAUUGGUAUGGACAGUACUGGACGGUUGUCUUUAGCUUGUGUCUCUUGUGAUUCAAGCGUUGGAGAUUUGGGCAUAACCUUCCAUGGAGGUGCAAGCUGGCUGUAUAACCUCUUCAGUGACACCAUUGACCAGAGAAUCCGCGAAGAGUUAGACAGAAAGCUUUGUCCAACAGUCAAUGAGAAAAUCAAUGACUUUGAAUCCCAACUUCAACGCAUGAAAGUUACGUUUCAGCUCGACCCAGCUGUUGUCCUUGAGUUUCCACUCAUCAAUCCUCCUCUUAUCCAGAACACCAGUCUUGAGCUUGACAUAAAGGGAGAGUGGUACAGUACUGCACACCACCAGGAGCCUCCCUUUACACCAUGUCCAUUUAAACUGCCAGUGGAGAACAACUUCAUGCUGUACUUUGGCCUGUCAGCAUUCUCUGUAAAUUCUGCAGCUUUUGCAUAUUUCUCAGCUGGAGUCCUAAAGUUAUAUGUGACUGAUGAAAUGGUUCCAAAAUCAUCUCCCAUCAGGCUUACCACCAAUAGUUUCGGAAUGUUUAUACCUGAGCUUCCAAAACGCUACCCCAACAUGUCCAUGGAAAUACUAUUGCUUGCCAGAGAACCACCGCUUACUAAAGUUCAAGCUGACAACAUCACAGAAUCCGUGUUUGGAAUUGCCAAAAUGUUUGUGGUCCUACCAAAUAAGACCCUGGCACCUGCCUUUGCCCUGGAAAUUAAUUCCAGCUUCAAAAUUGAUCUGUCUGUGUCUGGCCAGAAGUUGUGUGGAAGCAUUCAGCUAACAAGCUUCAACCUCAGUCUGUCAUCCUCAGAAAUUGGUCCAUUUCAGACCACAUCAAUGGAGAAGAUUUUUCGGCUUGGUUUGCAGAUUGCAGUGCUGCCAAAGGUCAAUGAAAAACUGAAGAGUGGUUUCCCAAUACCAGAGUUCAAGGGCAUUGCCCUGGUAAAUCCGCUCCUCAGAGUAAACCAGGGCUUUCUAAUGUUUGCCACAGAUGUUAAAUACCGGUCUCAGUCAGCUGCUGAAUAAAAGAAGAGUUGUCAGAUAUUGUAAGGACAAGUAUCCCCUUUGGAAAAGGAAGACGCCCAUUGCUGUUAUAGUCUCCCUAAGCUACCCAAGAUGCCAUGGGGGCUAAAUUCACUUUCUUUAAGUCUGAUUAUGAGUGAGAUGUUUCACCAAAUUUUAAAUACUGUGAAGCCAUCAUUUCUAUUAUCACUUCCUUCAAAACAUGUAGAGAAACAAAAAAAUAUUGUGACGCAGUAUGAUGAUUAUUAGGCUGUUUGCAGCCUAAAAUGAGUUUACAUGGGUCAUCAUUAAAAGUACUUGCAUAUUAAAAUGAAAAUUUUAAG
Molecule: messenger RNA, 1908 nt
Organism: Erpetoichthys calabaricus (reedfish)
Lineage: Eukaryota; Metazoa; Chordata; Cladistia; Polypteriformes; Polypteridae
Gene: bpifcl
Product: BPI fold containing family C, like
Exons: 16
Coding region: 149-1588 (479 amino acids)
Molecular function (GO): lipid binding
Source: RefSeq, a predicted model, not a curated record